AUUGGAACUUACAGGUAAAGACGUUGAAGGUAACAGUGGGCUGAACAUAAAACUGUACUAGCUAGGCCAUGUAAGAUGACAGAAGUGAUUGCACUGGAAAUUAAUGCUCCCUUAGGGCGGUGUCCAUACGAUGUAGUAAAUAUUGGGAGACAGUGUGUGUGAAAUAUCAGUGAAUUAGGAUUUUUUCAGGUGUAAUUACUAAUUGCAUUUUGAGGCAAGUGAUUUAAAAGAUGUGUGGCUGUUGUUGCGGGAAGGAUUCUGCGGAAGAUAAAGCAGAUCUAACAAACCCAAUUAAAAAUCGAGGAUGCACGGACAUCAUAGUUCUGAUCGUCUUUGUUCUGUUCUGGGCAGGCAUGAUUUACAUUGCUGCCUUCUCUAUCACACAUGGAGAUGCCUGGAGACUGGUUUACGGACACGACAGCUUUGGUAACACUUGUGAUGAGGACAACAGAGGAAGGAAGAUUGAGAAUGUGAGCUUCUCUGGCAUGAACAUGGAGGGCAGAGGAUUUGUAUUUAUCCUGAACAUCUUAGACCCUUUGAACUCCAUGAAGUUGUGUGUGAACAAGUGUCCUGGUCGAGACUUGAACACCACGUCAGAUCUUGCCAUUUUUGCGGUGACUGAUGGGUCUUCUCUCUGUAGAUAUGAUUACAAUUAUACUGAGUACUCCGAUUACCUUGUCAAGAAAGGGUUUUGUCCAGGAAAAGUGUUCGCAAGUGAACCGCUUCUGAAUAGGUGUGUGCCAAAGCAGAUUUUUAGCACUGCGGAUGCUAUUUUUUCCAAAUUCUUUGACUUCCUAAAUUCAAGUGACAUAUUCCACAAAGUUUUGCACGAUUUAAUGACGGGCUGGCGAGAAAUGCUUAUCCUGUGUUUUGUCGCGUUAGGGUUUGGAGCGUUAAUGGUUCUCCUCAUCAGAUUCCUUGCAUCUUUUAUCGUCUGGUUCAUCAUUGUCAUUGCAAUAAUUGGAAGUUUAGCUGGCACAGUUGGGUUGUGGUGGACUUACAUGGAUAAGAAGAGGUUUAUAGAUGACAAAGAAGAAGACAAUAUUCCUCUUUUGAAUGUGGACAUUGAUAGUGAACAGGCCUUCCUAAUCUAUUCAAUCAUUGCCACAGUCCUUACAGUGAUUCUACUGUUGGUGAUCCUGGUGAUGAGGAAGAGAAUUAGCUUGACAGUCACUCUGUUCCACGAAGCAGGGAAAUGUCUGGCAGAUGUCCCCAUUCUCCUUCUCCAGCCUCUCUGGACCUUCGUCAUCCUCGUCUUCUUCUUCGUCUACUGGAUCAUCAUUCUGGCUUUCCUUGCCACUGCUGAGAUAGCAUCCGUGGAUAAGACCACUGGUUUUGUGAAGUACACGGAACACGAGAGAGUCUCGUACCUGUGGUGGUAUCAUCUGAUUGGUCUGAUUUGGACUAGUGAGUUCAUCAUUGCCUGCCAGCAGUUGGUUGUGUCUGGAACAGUUGCUACUUGGUACUUUACAAGGGAGAAGAAGUCAUUGUCAUGUACCAUUUGCAAGUCCACCAAGCUUUUGAUUUUCCACCAUCUUGGAUCUGUAGCGUUUGGGGCUUUUGUCAUCACCAUGGUUAAACUUCCUCGCUGGAUACUCAUGUACAUGCAGAAAAAGAUGAAGGGGUCUCAGAACACCUGCGCUCAGUACACCUUGAAGUGUUGUAUUUGUUGUUUGUGGUGUUUGGAAAAGUGCUUGAAAUAUCUUAACCAGAAUGCCUACACUGUGGUGGCAAUACAAGGUUCAAAUUUCUGUUCCUCUGCUAAAAAGGCCUUUAUGACCUUAGUGAGUAAUGCUUUACGUGUGGCUGCCAUCAACAGCGUGGGAGACUUUGUGUUGUUUCUAGGAAAAAUUGGUGUUACAGCAGCAACUGCUGCUGUGGGCAUCUUCUGGUUCAAGACUAAGGAAGAAUUGAACUACUAUGCUAUUCCAGUUUUGCUUGUGUGUGUCUUUGCUUACUUCAUUGCUCACUGUUUCCUAUCGACAUAUGAGAUGGUGAUCGAUGCUCUCCUGUUGUGUUUCUGCCACGAUACUGAUAUUAACGAUGGCUCCCCAGAGAGACGAUACUAUGCCAGUGUGUCCCUACAGAAAUACAUAGAGGACGGCAGUAAUAAGAUAAGUGCAAUCUCCAAAGGCGAAGACCCUGGAGAGGGGGAGGCAGCAAGGCUAUAAAUAGUGCAGGGUGAGACGUGUGAGUAAGGCACGUGGAUAAAGACACAGUGAUCUUAACAGAGACUGCGUGAAGCAAUACAGACAUUAAAGUAGGAUUUAUUUUUGAAGUGGAGGAGUAGUGGGACAGAUUUAAGUUUGUAAAUGUUUAAAAGUUGAAUUAUACUGAACUGAUAUGAGUUUUCUAACUCAAUAUUUUGCUAAUUUUGGAGAAAGACAAACAUUCGAUGGUCGUAUUGCAGUUUGUGUUAAUGACAUGCCUGUUAUGAAUCUAUAAGAGCAAUUACUUUCACUGAUUGUAAAUUGUUUUACAUAUAUAAAUGAAUUCAAAUACAUGAAGAACAUUAUAUAUUAAAUGCUUUAUCUUCAGAGGGAAGCAUCUAAACGUACAAGUGUAUGUGAAAUAUUUUAGAUAACAAAUAUACAGGUUCUCACUCAAUUUCAUAAUUUGAACUCCUAAAUUAUGAAUGGUGCCUUCAGAAUUGGAAUUCAUAAUCUGAGAAUGAUUUGCUGUGUAAGAAAAGCUGAGUACAAGGUUGUCUUUCAAUAGUGACUUUGUUGGUGCAUUGAUGAUGUUCAUCUUUAUUUUCCGUAUUUUUGUGAAAUAUAGGCUACAGUUCUGUAUUUUUUAUUUUGAUAUCAUAGCUAUAUACAUGUAUUUUGCGGAUGCCAUUCAGUGUAAUGUUUAUAUGAAAGAUUGAAAGUUUUCUAUUUUGAUUUCUUUUUAUAUGAUUGUAAAUUAUAUUAAAGAUAUUUACAUGCUGUUUAUUUUUUUUCUUUCAAAUAUGUAGAAACAUACCUCAUAUUAGUAUUUAUUUUUCAUAGAAAAAUAUUAAAUUUAACCUUGGGAGAUCAAGCUCAUUGUUUUGGGUCUGUUUUGUCAAUUAACAACUUUAACCUGGGUUGUUCACCUUGGAACUAUACAAGAUACAGUCUUACAUAUUUAGCAAACUGAAAUGUCAAGGUCUAGCUGUGUGACUGCUAAAGGUCAAGGUCAAAUUUGCCACAAUUGAAGUUGGUCUUGUUUGGGGGCAUAGUAUUUCACAUAUUUAAUACGGAAGAACAAUUUCCCCAAUUAUUCACAUCCACAACAAUUUAGAGUACAUUUUUGAAUCUCACAUGGAAGGCAUUUUGAAUAUAUAUGAACAAAUUAUAUAAGUUUUAGUUUUGUACAAAGAAUUUUAAAGCUUUCCUGUGAUGUAAGAUAUGGGUUUCUGUAAUGAUUAGAUUAGGUAAUAUUUUAUGUACAUCUAUAUCUGAUAGUAUCACUGUAGGUAUCAAAAACCUGACACACUUCAAUCCAAAAGUCAAACACUUUUCACUAGCACAGAUGUAUGAAUAAAACUGGUUUAUAGAAGAAUAAAUGCAAAAAUAUGAAAAUUCCAUUUGUUUAUGAAAAGUAUAUCGAAUGUUAGAUUCGAAAUUUUAGACUUUUGUCUAUUCUCAAUUCAUGAUCUUGUGGCCAGAGAAAAUGUACAACUCUAUAAUUGUCUUCACUACUUCAUGUUAAAAAAUUGAUGUCUAUAUCAACUAUGUUUCUUUAAAUUGAUGUAAUGAACAUUCAACAGGCAACUCUAUGACCCUCUUUUUGUGUCGCCUGCAAAUCACAGCUAUGCUUGGGGAUUACCUGUCUGUCACACUCAGAAAUUUUUAACUUAAGGACGUUGGUAUUUGGCAUGUGUAUUUUUUGCAGGAGGGUCAUUUAAUUUAUACCACGAUUAAUGUUGCAAUUUUCAGUUACCAUUGUUCUUUUGAAUACUCUAGUUUCACAUAUUGUAUAUUGGAGUGAAUGGUGAAAAACUUUGCUGUCUGAGUUAGUAUAAUUUCUGCCCAGUACUUAACCCCCCCCCCCCCCUCCCCCAGUAUUUACAGAUUCUCUUUUGGCUGCAUGUCACUUCUCAAAAGGAGUAUAUUUUCAUUGUCACAUUUCCCCCAUACCUGUCAACACACAUUUGACAUGUUUCUGCACCAUUGAAUGCAUUACAAUGUUCAUUGUACAUCUUUGCGCCAUAAUGAUAGAUGUGCAAUAUGUUGAUGUGUUAAUAUCACACGUUUAUUUACAUUUUUUUUUGCAUUUGAUAUCUAGACACUUGAUAUACAUAUAUAUCUUUCUAUAUCCUUUAAUGUAUUGGUAGAUUUUAAUUUCACUGAAGGCAAUAUAUUCAGUGCAGUAAAACUGUUGUAGAAAGUUUGAUUUUACUGUAUGCAACUUUGUAUUCUGGAUGGAAUUUUAAAACUGCAUAAUUCCAUAUUAUUUCAUAGUAACCUAGGUGUUGAUUGUCUUUUGAGAGACUGUUAAGUUUAUCAAGAUUUGUAUACAAUGUAUUUUUAUUUUAGCAAUGCAAAAAUAAAAUGCUUAAAGAUAUC
Ostrea edulis (European flat oyster) is the source of this 4535-nucleotide messenger RNA. Its product is annotated as choline transporter-like protein 1. Gene Ontology annotation, cellular component: membrane. The record is from RefSeq and is a predicted model, not a curated record. Gene Ontology annotation, biological process: transmembrane transport. The coding region runs from base 231 to 2171 and encodes 646 amino acids. The transcript has 17 exons. Gene Ontology annotation, molecular function: transmembrane transporter activity. Lineage: Eukaryota; Metazoa; Mollusca; Bivalvia; Ostreida; Ostreidae.